This is a messenger RNA of Momordica charantia (bitter melon), 1404 nucleotides long. NCBI's taxonomy places the organism in Eukaryota, Viridiplantae, Streptophyta, Magnoliopsida, Cucurbitales, Cucurbitaceae. The record is from RefSeq and is a predicted model, not a curated record.
CCCCUUUUCUCCACACAUUCUUCUGGAUUUUCCAUCCACCCUUUUCCUCUCCUCUGCCUUUCUCCAUCUUUUUCUGGACUUGGAUUUCCCAAGUGGGUGUUUUUGGUUGGUUCUUUGUCAAAACUUUUCUCGCGAUUCUGGGCCUGUUUGGCUCCCGAGAAAGUUGGGAUUCACCCCCACAGAAGAAUAACAAAGUUCUUCACAACCAAUCCCAAGUGCAUGGAUAAUCUUGGAGCUGCUUCUUUGAGGAGUAGAAGGUUAGAGAGCUGCUUCAAUACAAGCUAUGAACCAAUCAAGAGAGAAACCCCAAAAUGUUCUGUUGAUGAACAACAGAUAAGAAGGAUGGAGAGGGCUGAUUUCUAUGUGGAUGAUAAUGGAUGGAGUUCAGUUCUGAUCUCAUGUUUCAGAAUUGUCACUUGCUUUCUGGCUAUGAUGGUCACUACUUCUAUCUGGGCUCUGAUUAUGCUUGUGCUUCUCCCAUGGCCAUACCAGAGGAUUAGACAGGGCAAUAUAUAUGGCCAUGUGACUGGUAGAUUACUGAUGUGGAUCCUUGGGAAUCCAAUAAAGAUUGAAGGUUCUGAAUUUUGCAAUGAGAGGGCUAUUUACAUUUGCAACCAUGCAUCACCCUUGGACAUUUUCCUCAUAAUGUGGCUGACACCCACUGGCUCUGUUGGCAUUGCAAAAAAGGAGAUCAUAUGGUACCCUCUAUUUGGACAACUGUACAUUCUCGCGAACCAUCUUCGCAUCGAUCGUUCGAAUCCAGUUGCAGCAGUUGAGUCCAUGAAGCAGGUAGCUCGAGCAGUUUCAGAAAACAACUUAUCCUUGAUCAUAUUCCCCGAGGGAACUCGGUCUAAAGAUGGAAGGCUGCUCCCCUUCAAAAAGGGGUUUGUCCAUUUGGCAUUGCAAACACAGCUGCCAAUAGUUCCUAUCGUCUUCACCGGCACUCAUCGAGCUUGGAGAAAGGGCAGCUUACAUGUCCGACCAGCCCCUCUGACUGUCAAGUAUCUUCCUCCGAUAACAACCUAUAAUUGGACAGUGGAGAAGAUCGACGACUACAUGAAAACAAUACACAACGUGUAUGUCAAAUACCUGCCAGAGUCGCAAAGACCAUCUUGAUGAUAAAGCUUUUUUUAGUACAACAUGUGGGUGAUUCGAAUUCCUACGAUCUUUUAGUUGGGAAUAUGUCUUAAUCAUAUGAAUUAUGCUGAGAUCGACAAAAAGAUUGUAAAGUUAGUACAUUUUCAAAAAGCUUAUGCCAUUUUGGUGAAGACAAGAAUUUGAAAUUUAAGUUAUAACCGAGGGAUGUAUAUUAUUUGCUCUAAGAACUAACUAGCUUUAUUCAGCCACUUACUGAACUUGUAAUAGUUUCUUCUUCUUAAUCUUGUAAAGAAUAUGUUUUCUUCA